Messenger RNA from Arachis stenosperma, 1700 nucleotides. RefSeq lists its product as uncharacterized. The coding region runs from base 408 to 887 and encodes 159 amino acids. NCBI's taxonomy places the organism in Eukaryota, Viridiplantae, Streptophyta, Magnoliopsida, Fabales, Fabaceae. The record is from RefSeq and is a predicted model, not a curated record. The transcript is spliced from 3 exons.
AUCCUUUCUCCAGAGAUCCACGUAUUCCUUUUUUAUGAGCCAUUCAUCCAUAGCUAAUGUAAACCACAUAUUUCCAAAUGAAAAUCAGAAUUUGAUUCAGAAAAUUAGAGAAAGAAAGAUCGAGAGAGAGCGAGACACAGAGGGAGAAAGGGGGAAAACAAAAACAGAAAGGGUCAAAGGGAGGGAAGAAGAUCAGAGCUCACGGAAGGAAGAAGGCUUCGAUAUCACUAUCCUCGUGCACCCGUCGCUGCUACUAUUAUCAAUCGAAGCUAUUGCGCGUAGAGAGAAGAAAAGAGCGACGAACAGGGAGACGCGUAGCUGCUGUUGACAUUUACUGGAGUUGUCGCGCGUAGAAGAGAGGCUACCGCCGAUUCCGCCAAGGAUCAUCGUCGCCGCCGCUACCAUUAAUGAAGUCGGCGCCAUCGAAGGGGCCACUGGUGGGAGGAACCCUAACUGUCAUCGUUACCAUCGAACAGGACAGGAAGGGUAGGAGUGACGUGAUGAGAGAAGAGAUUCGUUCUGCCACUGAUGCACUUGCUAGUGUUGUUGAGGGAGUCCGCCGUCCGAGAAGCAUCAUCCGCGUUGUUGCUGUGAACUAUUUCAGCCCUGCCCUGGAAAAAUUCCAAAAAUGUUUUUGUUUCCAUCUAGCCACUGUUAUCGCGAUUGUUGAUGACAUCGCUGCUGCAGAGGGUCAUCGGCGUUACUGUUGCGGUUGCUGCCACAAAUUAGGAAUAAAAGGAACUAUUGCGUUAAAUUCUGCAAUUGCGACAUCGAGGUAUUUUCUGGCUGAAAUUGAGGGACCUGAGCAAAAAUCUGAUUCAGAGACGGAAAAGGACUGCAGAUGCUGUUGGAUUCUGACCUCCCUGCACUCGAAGUGGAUUUUCUGAAGCUACAGAAGCCCAAUUGGCGCGUUUUUAACGGCGUUGGAAAGUAGACAUCCUGGGCUUUCCAGCAAUGUAUAAUAGUCCAUACUUUGCCCGAGAUUUGAUGGCCCAAACCGGCGUUGCAAAUCAGCUUCAGAAUUCCCAGCGUUUAACGCUGGAACUGGCAUAAAAAUUGGAGUUAAACGCCCAAACUGGCAUAAAAGCUGGCGUUUAACUCCAGGAAGAGUCUCUACACGAAAAUGCUUCAAUGCUCAGCCCAAGCACACACCAAGUGGGCCCGGAAGUGGAUUUUUCUGUCAUUUACUCAUUUCUGUAAACCCUAGAUUACUAGUUCUCUAUUAAUAGGAUCUCUUGACAUUGUAUCUGUACCUCAUGACACUUUACACGUUUCUCAUUGUAUCUUCUACAGCAUGAGUCUCUAAACCCCAUGGUUGGGGGUGAGGAGCUCUGCUGUGUCUUGAUGGAUUAAUGCAAUUACUACUGUUUUUCAUUCAAUCAUGCUUGCUCCCAUUCUAAGAAAUCACUUGUUCUUAAACCUGAUGAAUGUGAUGAUCCGUGACACUCAUCAUCAUUCUCAACUAUGAACGUGUGCCUGACAACCACCUCCGUUCUACCUUAGAUUGAGUAGAUAUCUCUUGGAUUCCUUAAUCAGAAUCUUCGUGGUAUAAGCUAGAAUUGAUGGCGGCAUUCAAGAGAAUCCGGAAGGUCUAAACCUUGUCUGUGGUAUUCUGAGUAGGAUUCAAGGAUUGAAUGAUUGUGACGAGCUUCAAACUCCUGAGGGCUGGGCGUUAGUGACAGACGCAAAAGAAUCACUGG